AUGAAACAGCUCGUAGUGAAUUUCAAGGCUUCAUGGUGUUUACCUUGUAAAAAGCUAGCACCAAUAUAUCAUGAGCUUGCUUCCACAUACACAUCAAUGAUAUUUGUCACUAUAGACGUCGAAGAGCUCGCUGAGUUUAGUAAUGAAUGGAACGUGGAAGCAACUCCAACAGUAGUGUUCCUCAAGGAUGGGAGGCAAAUGGAUAAACUUGUAGGUGGCGAUGCUGCAGAGCUUCAGAAGAAAACUGCAGCAGCUGCAGAUCUCCUUCUCAGACAAUCUUAACUGUAAUCUAGUUUCCAUGUCGGAAUCUAUACAAAGAAACGGUUUCCAGUAGUUUCAUUGCAGAUUAUGAUAGUAUCACCUGAGAUUUCUGUUGUUAUAGUUUUAAUCUCAA
Camelina sativa (false flax) is the source of this 394-nucleotide messenger RNA. NCBI's taxonomy places the organism in Eukaryota, Viridiplantae, Streptophyta, Magnoliopsida, Brassicales, Brassicaceae. The record is from RefSeq and is a predicted model, not a curated record.